AUGUGGUCCCUUGCCAGUGUGGGUCUUGCAGUUUUAACAAGUGCCUACAAAGAUAGUGGAAUUGGCUGGUUACUUCCAAGUUAUAUUGAUACCCUCCAGAGGGAUAAUAAGGGACUGAAUGAAGGCUGUCCACAAGCUUUUGUAUCUUAUGAAGAGCUCAUCUCUCGUAGUGAAAGCACAGACAGAGCUGUGCAGUGGGCUGAGGAUCUGCAAAAUUCCAGAGAUAGACUUGUAGUGGGCUGUGAUAGUGGCACAGCACUGCUGUCCUCCACCAGCAGCUGCUUGAUUAAAUGGUGGCUGGUGGAAGCCUACUUCUGCCUGCUUCCCCUGCUGGUUCUGGUUAAGCAAAUGAUAAGCUCAACCACUCAGGACAUGAAUUACACAUACCAGCCCCACUAUGUUUCCCUAAUAUGCAGUUGUGGAGCUGUCAGUGUCCUCAGGGUGCUGCUCAGUGGCCCUGUGCUGCUGCUGCUGGUCACUGGCCUAAUGCUGGCUGGCCUGGUCACUGCCCCUGCUCAGCCAUUGGCUGCCUUGCUGUUCAUGGGCCUAGCUGCUCUGCCUUUGUUCUUGCUGCUGGGUUUGCUGCUGUAUCAUGUGAGUGUGACUGGACACUGCCUUCGCAUCUGUGUGGCCACUCCCUCCACCCACAGUGACCGUGUUGGCAAUGGCAGAGUCUUCAGCAUCUCAGGAUGGUUGUCUGCUCGUUAGUGUCAUGAGACCACAUCUAGCAUCAUCAUCCUCAUCUGA
Molecule: messenger RNA, 747 nt
Organism: Canis lupus familiaris (dog)
Lineage: Eukaryota; Metazoa; Chordata; Mammalia; Carnivora; Canidae
Gene: TMEM125
Product: transmembrane protein 125
Source: RefSeq, a predicted model, not a curated record